This is a messenger RNA of Momordica charantia (bitter melon), 1378 nucleotides long. RefSeq lists its product as uncharacterized. Gene Ontology annotation, biological process: abaxial cell fate specification; regulation of DNA-templated transcription. Lineage: Eukaryota; Viridiplantae; Streptophyta; Magnoliopsida; Cucurbitales; Cucurbitaceae. The record is from RefSeq and is a predicted model, not a curated record. Gene Ontology annotation, cellular component: nucleus. Gene Ontology annotation, molecular function: transcription cis-regulatory region binding.
CUUUGAAGGAUGUUUGUUUUGUUUUGUGGAGCACAAAAUUCGUUCCCUUUUCCUUCAUUCAUUACCUAAAAACUAGCUUUCUCACUCUCAACACUCUCUUUUUAAGCCUUUUACUUAACUCCCUUUGCUUUCUGACUCAUUUCUCAUCCAAAAACCCUCUCUUUUCUUCCUCUUUUCCUCUCAUCUUCUUCCUCUUCUCCUUUUUUUCCCUCAAAUCCAAGAACCCAUCAUCCCAUCAUAAAAACCUAACGAAACCCACUUCAAAAAAUCCCACCUUUUCCAAGGUUAUUAUUAGAUCUUGUCUGAUCUUCAUCUUUCUUUGGAGAAGUUUUGUUAUAUAUAGAAGAAAAAUGUUAGAGAAAGGAAUGAUUGUUCCUGAUCUCUCUCUCCACAUAAGCCCUCCAUCAUCUUCCUUUGAUAUUUGGGAAGAAUUAGCUCAAAUCCCUCAAGUUGACACUGAGCUCUCUCUCUCCAAUAAUCCGGCGGCGGCGGCGGCGGCGGAGAAAGACAUGUCGGCCGAUCGGUUCCGACCCAUCAGAGGAAUUCCGGUGUACAACAAUGGGUUGUCGUCGUCGUCUCCGGCGGGGGGCUGUUUUAGAUUUAGGGCAUUUCAACAGCCGGCGGCGAUGACAAUGGAGCUUCAGAAUCAAAUUACGACGUCGUAUCCCCAUUUUGGGGUUUCGGAAUUAGGGUGCAGUAAUUAUAAUUACAAUAGAUCAAGAUUUAUGCCGAGGAUUCAGAGUAGAAGGAACAGUAGGGCACCAAGAAUGAGAUGGACUUCUUCUCUUCAUUCUCGUUUUAUUCGUGCUGUUCAACUCCUUGGUGGCCAUGAAAGGGCGACUCCAAAAUCGGUGUUGGAGCUCAUGGAUGUGAAAGAUCUCACACUUGCUCAUGUGAAGAGCCAUUUACAGAUGUAUCGUACAGUUAAAAACACCGACAAACAAACAGCUUCUUCAGAAGGGUCUGGGGAAGAAGAUUUCUUGCCAGCAACACCAAACCCACAGCAUGAAGCAAAUUGUUUGCUGAAUCAUACAAGAGGGUGUAGUACUGCUUCUUUGGAGGCAGCUGAUAUUCAUCUUAAUUUUGGAUCCACAUCUUCCAUUAAUACCCUUUCCAACUCUUCCAGAAGAGCAUGGGAGCAAGGAUCUCCAAGAAGUACAAGUGUGUUUGGAUCAGAAAAUCAACCAGAGGAAAGCUAUGAGUUAGGUCAUUCAAACAACUUGAUGGGAUUAAAUUUAAACUCGAACAAUCCAUGCAAAGAGUUCCCCAUGAGACACAAUUGGCACAACUAAAAAUCCAACCUUCACAUCCUCAUUUCAUUUCUUUCAAUAUGUAGUACUUUAGCUGUGGAACAACCAAAUCUCAACUUCAUAAAUAG